AUGAUUGCAGGGGGCAGCGAACACCGAGAGACGGCGGCAGCGGCGGAGGCAGAAGCGGUGAGCACCGAGAGACGGCGGCAGAAAAAGCGGCGAACACCGAGAAACGGCGGCAGAAGAAGCGGGGAGCACCGAGAGACGGCGGCAGAAGAAGCGGCGAGUACCGAGAGACGGCGGCAGAAGAAGCGGCGAGUACCGAGAGACGGCGGCAGAAGAAGCGGCGAGCACCGAGAGACGGAAGCUGAAGAAGCGGAGAGCACGGAGAGACGGCCGCAGAAGAAGCGGCGAGUACCGAGAGGCGGCAGCAGUAGAAGCAGCGAAAACCGAGAGGCGGCAGCAGAAGAAGCGGAGAGCACGGAGAGACGGCGGCAGAAGAAGCGGCGGGUACCGAGAGACGGCGGCAGAAGAAGCGGCGAGCACCGAGAGACGGAGGCAGAAGAAGCGGAGAGCACGGAGAGACGGCGGCAGAAGAAGCGGCGAGCACCGAGAGGCGGCAGCAGAAGAAGCGGAGAGCACGGAGAGACGGCGGCAGAAGAAGCGGCAGCACCGAGAGACGGCGGCAGAAGAACCGGCGAGCACCGAGAGGCGGCAGCAAAAGAAGCGGCGAACACCGAGAGACGGCUGCAGGAGAAGCGGCGAGCACCAAGAGACGGCGGCAGAAGAAGCGGCGAACACCGAGAGGCGGCAGCAGAAGAAGCGCGGAAGAAGAAGCGGAGAGCACGGAGAGACGGCGGCAGAAGAUGCGGCGAGCACCGAGAGGCGGCAGCAGAAGAAGCGGAGAGCACGGAGAGACGGCGGCAGAAGAAGCGGCGAGCACCGAGAGGCGGCAGCAGAAGAAGCGGAGAGCACCGAGAGGCGGCAGCAGAAGAAUCGGAGAGCACGGAGAGACGGCGGCAGAAGAAACGGCGAGUACCGAGAGACGUCGGCAGAGGAAGCGGCGAGCCCGAGAGGCGGCAGCAGAAGAAGCGGCGAGCACAAAGAGACGGUGGCAGAAGAAGCGGCGAGCACGGAGAGACGGCGGCAGAAGAAGCUGCGAGCACCGAGAGGCGGAGCAGAAGAAGCGGAGAGCACGGAGAGACGGCGGCAGAAGAAGCGGCGAGUACCGAGAGACGGCGGCAGAAGAAGCGGCGAGCACCGAGAGACGGCGGCAGAAGAAGCAGUGAGCACCGAGAGACGGCGGCAGAAGAAGCGGCGAGUACCGAGAGACGGCGGCAGAAGAAGCGGCGAGUACCGAGAGACGGGGGCAGAAGAAGCGGCGAGUACCGAGAGACGGCGGCAGAAGAAGCGGCGAACACCGAGAGAUGGCAGCAGAAGAAGCGGAGAGCACAGAGAGACGGCGGCAGAAGAAGCGGCGAGUACCGAGAGACGGCGGCAGAAGAAGCGGCGAGCACCGAGAGACGGCGGCAGAAGAAGCGGCGAGCACAAAGAGACGGUGGCAGAAGAAGCGGCGAGCACGGAGAGACGGCGGCAGAAGAAGCUGCGAGCACCGAGAGGAGGAGCAGAAGAAGCGGAGAGCACGGAGAGACGGCGGCAGAAGAAGCGGCGAGUACCGAGAGACGGCGGCAGAAGAAGCGGCGAGUACCGAGAGACGGCGGCAGAAGAAGCGGAGAGCACCGAGAGACGGCAGCAGAAGAAGCGGAGAGCACGGAGAGACUGCGGCAGAAGAAGCGGCGAGCACUGAGAGACGGCGGCAGAAGAAGCGGCGAGCACCGAGAGGCGGCUGCAGAAGAAGCGGAGGGCACGGAGAGACGGUGGCAGAAGAAGUGGCGAGCACCGAGAGGCGGCAGCAGAAGAAGCGGCGAGUACCGAGAGGCGGCAGCAGAAGAAGCGGCGAACACCGAGAGACGGCGGCAGGAGAAGCGGCGAGCACCGAGAGACGGCGGCAGAAGAAGCGGCGAGCACCGAGAGGCAGCAGCAGAAGAAGCGGCGAACACCGUGAUUCGGCAGCAGAAGAAGCGGAGAGCACGGAGAGACGGCGGCAGAAGAAGCGGCGAGCACCGAGAGGCGGCAGCAGAAGAAGCGGCGACUACCGAGAGAUGGCGACAGAAGAAGCGGCGAGCACCGAGAGACGGCAGCAGAAGAAGCGGAGAGCACGGAGAGACGACGGCAGAAGAAGCGGCGAGUACCAAGAGACGGCGGCAGAAGAAGCGGCGAGCACCGAGAGGCGGCAGUAGAAGAAGCGGUGAGCACCGAGAGGCGGUAGCAGAAGAAGCGGCGUACACCGAGAGGCGGCAAGGCGGCAGUAGAAGAAGCGGAGAGCACGGAGAGACGGCGGCACAAGAAGCGGCGAGUACCGAGAGACGGCGGCAGAAGAAGCAGAGAGCACCGAGAGACGGCGGCAGAAGAAGUGGAGAGCACGGAGAGACGGUGGCAGAAGAAGCGGCGAGCACCGAGAGAUGGCGGCAGAAGAAGCGGAGAGCACGGAGAGACGGCAGCAGAAGAAGUGGCCAGCACCGAGAGGCGGCAGCAGAAGAAGCGGAGAGCACGGAGAGACGGCGGCAGAAGAAGUGGCGAGCACCGAGAGACGGCGGCAGAAGAAGCGGCGAGCACCGAGAGGGGGCAGCUGAAGAAGUGGAGAGCACGGAGAGACGGCGGCAGAAGAAGCGGCGAGCACCGAGAGAUGGCGGCAGAAGAAGCGGAGAGCACGGAGAGACGGCAGCAGAAGAAGUGGCCAGCACCGAGAGGCGGCAGCAGAAGAAGCGGAGAGCACGGAGAGACGGCGGCAGAAGAAGUGGCGAGCACCGAGAGGCGGCAGCAGGAAAAGCGGCGAACACCGAGAGACGGCGGCAGAAGAAGCGGCUAGCACCGAGAGGCGGCGGUAGAAGAAGCAGCGAACACCGAGAGGCGGCAGCAGAAGAAGCGGAGAGCACGGAGAGACGGCGGCAGAAGAAGCGGCGAGUACCGAGCGACGGCGGCAGAGGAAGCGGCGAGCACCGAGAGACGGCGGUAGAAGAAGCGGCGAGCACCGAGAGGCGGCGGUAG
This is a messenger RNA of Schistocerca gregaria, 2979 nucleotides long. Its product is annotated as trichohyalin-like. The transcript has 3 exons. NCBI's taxonomy places the organism in Eukaryota, Metazoa, Arthropoda, Insecta, Orthoptera, Acrididae. The record is from RefSeq and is a predicted model, not a curated record. The coding region runs from base 1 to 2979 and encodes 992 amino acids.